ACCAAAAACAAACCCCCCCCCGGCAGUUACACGUCUUCCGUUUCCAAGCCAAAACCUCUCUCUCUCUCUCUCUCUCUCUCUCUUCAAAUCAAACUUCUUGAAAACGAAAAACCUCUCGAUCCGUCGACCUCUUUGAUCCCAUGGCGACAACUGGGCACAACAGUCUCAACGCUAAACUCGUUUUGCUCGGCGAUAUGGGAGCUGGUAAAUCGAGCCUAGUCUUGCGCUUCGUCAAGGGCCAAUUCCUUGAAUUCCAGGAAUCAACGAUAGGAGCGGCGUUCUUCUCGCAGACGCUGGCAGUGAACGACGAGACGGUGAAGUUUGAGAUUUGGGACACCGCUGGACAAGAGAGGUACCACAGCUUAGCCCCAAUGUACUACAGAGGUGCAGCUGCUGCUAUCAUUGUUUAUGACAUCACUAACACGGAUUCAUUUGCGAGGGCUAAGAAGUGGGUGCAAGAACUUCAGAAGCAAGGUAAUCCUAACAUGGUGGUGGCACUUGCUGGGAAUAAAGCUGAUUUGGAGGAUAAAAGGAAAGUGACAGCAGAGGAGGCACGUGUGUAUGCAGAGGAAAAUGGUCUAUUUUUCAAGGAGUCCUCUGCCAAAACUGCUGCUAAUGUCAAUGACAUAUUCUAUGAAAUAGCCAAGAGGUUGCCUAGAGCUCAGCCUGCUCAGAAUCCAGCAGGGAUGGUUCUUGUGGACAGACCAGCAGAAGGAUCCCAAGCUGCCUCAUGCUGUGCCUGAGGAUAGUCUUACAAAGCCUGAACAUGAUGCUCUACGUUUAUUAUACACAGGAAUUGCAGAAAUCUCGGUCGCCAUUGCUGAUCACUGGAAAUGGUUAGUUGCUUUGUGUGUAUGAAUGACUGGGUAAGGAGUUGUUGAUGUAAACUAUUGGUCAUAAAGAAGUCGAGAAACAAUUUCAUUCUCAUUCCC
Messenger RNA from Rhododendron vialii, 932 nucleotides. RefSeq names its product ras-related protein RHN1. Gene Ontology annotation, molecular function: GTPase activity; GTP binding. The transcript is spliced from 8 exons. NCBI's taxonomy places the organism in Eukaryota, Viridiplantae, Streptophyta, Magnoliopsida, Ericales, Ericaceae. Bases 141 to 743 code for a protein of 200 amino acids. The record is from RefSeq and is a predicted model, not a curated record.